Messenger RNA from Diabrotica virgifera virgifera (western corn rootworm), 351 nucleotides. RefSeq lists its product as uncharacterized. The record is from RefSeq and is a predicted model, not a curated record. The coding region runs from base 1 to 351 and encodes 116 amino acids. NCBI's taxonomy places the organism in Eukaryota, Metazoa, Arthropoda, Insecta, Coleoptera, Chrysomelidae. The transcript is spliced from 2 exons.
AUGAAAAUUUCAUAUCCUGAACUGGAUGUUUUUGAUGUUCCACCUAGAGCUAACACAGCUACGGGACAAGGACGACGAGACGACGAAGAGGAGGAUGACGUAUCAGAUAUAGACCAAGAUGACGAAAGACGAAAGGAAGAAAAAAGACAACUAGAAGACGAAAAAAUACGAUUGCAGAAGAAAAACCACAAUUGGAAGAAGAAAGUCGGGAAAAUGAUGAAAGACGAGAAAAAGAAAAACGAAGAUUGGAAGAAGAAAGACGAAAAGACGAUGAAAGAUGCGCAGAAGAAGAAAGACUUGAAGAAGAAGAAAGACGAAGACGUGAGAGAAGAAACAACGAGGAUAGACUAA